This is a messenger RNA of Scylla paramamosain (green mud crab), 1967 nucleotides long. RefSeq lists its product as uncharacterized. Gene Ontology annotation, molecular function: glycosyltransferase activity. The record is from RefSeq and is a predicted model, not a curated record. The coding region runs from base 58 to 1791 and encodes 577 amino acids. The transcript has 12 exons. Gene Ontology annotation, cellular component: cytoplasm. NCBI's taxonomy places the organism in Eukaryota, Metazoa, Arthropoda, Malacostraca, Decapoda, Portunidae.
CAGUGUGAAGGGAGGCGCGGCGCCAGGUGCAGGGGACGCUGGAAGGUGUGCGCUAGGAUGUGCUUCAUGACACUACGCAGACCGCGCAAGGGAGGGAUGUGGAUGCUGGGUCUCGUCCUCCUGCUCAUCAUUACACUACAUGACUCCUGGCAGCGGAAACUCCUUAACUCAGGCACCCCACGAUCGCCAAGCGGAACACCAAGCGAAGCACCAAGAGAAACACCAAGAGAGACACCAACACCAAGCGAAACACAAACACCAAGAGAGGAAAAACCAAGAGAAAACCAAAGAAAAACACAAACACUAAGAGAAACACCAAGAGAGACCAAGGAUGAGCCAGCGCCAGUCUGCAAGUGCUCUGUGUCUUCCUGGCCGGGCAACAAGAUCACACCGUAUCUCAGCCUCGCGGUGCCCUGGGACAACAGCACCAUCUACCGGGAGCUGCAGGAACGUCACCCAAACUUGCCCCUCGAGCUUCUCACUGGCGAGGAGGACAAGAGGUGCUCGCUUUUGCCGACUGUCUUAAGCAUCGAAUGGAGGAACAGGUACUGGCAGCGAGUGAACCUUGACUCCGGCAGCUUGUUCCUCUACUCAGCCUUUUAUGACCCAGAGCAAGCAGACGGCAGGGCGUCCAUCAGGCUCCUGGGUGUGUCGAGAAGCAAAGCCCCAACCCUCACCUGGUGCCACAUUUGGUUUAGCCCAGACGCGCCGCCGCUACCUGUCAAAGCAACCAGCGUGGACUACCUGGACUAUCAGAGCAGAAACAGCGACCGCCAGAUGCCGUACCUGCUGAGGUGUCCCCUGCCCCCAGACACCACCCAUGCCAUGCCCCUCGCUGUCUCCCUUGUGUCUGAGCCCUGUGCGCCAGCUGCCAACCUGCUCAAGGUGUUGGGAGGGCGUGAACGUGGUGUGUCGGCGUACAGGAGCGGGAAUGUGCCUGCCAGUCCCUCCACGCUGGUGCGGGGAUGGGCGGCGGCGGUGUGCGGGCCGGCGUUGUUUUACUACCACGAGGACUUCUCGCCGCGCCUGGUGGAGUGGCUGGAGCUGCUGAGGGCGCAGGGCUUCAGCCAGGUGUUCCUCUACACUACUGAUGUGCACCCAAACAUCACCAAAGUGUUGCGUCACUACACUCAAGAAGGCUUCGUGCAGGUCACUGACUACACCUACCCGCCGCCCUACGUCAACGAGCCCAACCUCAGGAGGUUAUGGGUUCUAGUGGAGCGACAGAAGAUGUUUGCCCAGGAGAAUGUGUACUUCACUGACUGUGUUCUGCGCCACAUGCAUCAGUACCGGUUCCUUGCCCAUUUUGACCCGGACGAGGUGCCCAUCUUACCACUCCACGACAACUUCACCCACUUUCUGGAUGAUCUCAUUGCAAGCACAAGACACAGUCCUCCAGUUGGCUUCAAACUGCGGAGAUAUUACUUCUACGACAAUCUACAACCAAGCGAGGAGGCUUCCCGUUUGCCUUCCUACCUGUGGAUCCUGCGUCAUACUAAACGUCUCGCUCGCCACUUGACUCGUCUCCAUACAGGCGAGGUGAAGCCCAUACAUGACACGGAUGUCAUAAGGGGCGUCUUCUCUCAUGCCUCCAUCUUGUGCGUAUCAGGCAGAUGUCACACCUCCAGCAUGCAUCAAGUUCCCACCGAGACGGCUUUCUACGGCCACUUCAGACUGACCUGUGACGAGGAGUGCCUGCAAAACACUCAACACGACCUAACGCUGCAAAGACACAGGGAGCAAGUAAGCGCCAGGGUAGCCAGGGUACUCAAGACUCUCCAGCUGUUGUAGUGAACGUGUAGUGCAGUGAAUUGAAUUCAUCUAGUCAACAUCACAGUAUGCCUCUCCAAGUGUAUGCCAUUGAGGUUGACAUCAGAGAAACAAUGAGUGACCUCUUGGCUCAUGCUGGAGAAGCUUUAACUCUUGACUUGACCAACCACAGAGUGACUGUCCUUGGAGAUAGGCAG